GAGAACAACGCGGUCACAAGCGAAAAAGCAGCCAGCGUCACCUUCAAAAUUACCGCUAAAAUCUGCUCACGCUUUGUUAUCUCCUUCGCUUGGUAGAGCGCCAGCGACGACAGCGACUGCAGCGACGAAUGCAGCUCGUAAAGUCGUCGUAGCAGAGGGUCAGAAGAGGCGCACGACUACAAAUUAUAGGGGUAAACUCUCUAUUGCACAGUACUCUCCAGAAAAAGAGCCUAUCAAAACUUAUUUACGCGUCAGAAACCCUGAUGCGGGUAACAGAGAUCGCUCACUUAGCGACCCUUACUUACAAGUUAUUAGCCCAACUCAGGUUGAGUUGACAGCUCCGCCAGAUUCUUUAUUGGGCGGUAGUAGACUAUCCCUAGGUACUGGUAUUAGUUCUGAAAGAUACGCCUUCACAAAGGUAUUCCAUCCAAACUUAUCAGAUAUGCCAUCUACCGCGUCGAAAGAAAGAAAACAACUGUCGUCAUCACAAUCUGACUUCUUCAAACAAACAACUCUGCCACUUGUUGAGGAUGUGCUCCUUAAAUCUCAAAAUGCUCUCCUUUUUGCUUAUGGUGUUACCAACUCGGGUAAGACAUACUCCAUGCAAGGUGGUCAGGGCGAGGGUCAAGAGGGUAUUAUUCCACGCACACUCGAUGUUAUCUUCAACAGCAUUGGUGAAUUGAAAGCAAAUCACGACUUUAGACCUUCAAAGGUCUCAGCGGUUGAGAGUACGCGUCAGUCACCACACGGAAGUAUUCUUUCUGGAUUAUCAGGACAUCGUAACCAACAUGCACAAUUCUUCCAUGAUGUCUUCCCAGGAAAACCAUCAUCAGUAUCACAAUCUGAGGAUAUGUCUUUCGAUCUCGACAAGAAUUACAAGUACGCGAUUUGGAUAUCUUUUGCUGAAAUCUAUAAUGAAAAGGUUUAUGAUUUGUUGGAGAGCUUGCCUUCUACGUCAAAUCUUCAACCUAGUAACAGUGUAGGCAGUAUGGGAACAGCUGCAUCAAAGAAGACAACAAUUGUUGUCAAGCGUAAAGCGCUCGGUUUGAGAAGCGAUAGAGAUGCUGAUGCAAAGUAUAUUGAAGGUUUAAGAGAGGUCCGCUGUGAUUCACCAGAGCAAGCGAGAGCCCUUCUCGAACUUGGUACUCACAACAGACAAGUGUUCUCAACGCUUGCAAACAGAGCUAGUAGCCGCUCUCAUUCAAUUUUCAACAUUCGCGUUAUGAGAGUACAUGGCGCAGCUCAGAGAGAUCCAAAUGCCGUUUCAUUUUCACGACUCUCUCUUGUUGACUUAGCUGGUUCGGAAAGAAGCAAGAACACUGGAAACACAGGCGAGCGUCUUCGUGAAGCCGGUAACAUUAACAAAUCAUUGAUGGUUUUGGGUCAAUGUAUGGAGACUCUUCGUACAAACCAACGUCGUCAAGAGAGCAAAAAGCCAGUUCCUGUACCUUUUAGACACUCCAAGUUAACAGAAAUAUUCCAAUCCUUCUUCGUAGGGGAUGGUAAAGCAGUUAUGUUGGUACAUUGCAACCCAUUCGACACAUCCUUCAUGGAGACAUCUCACGUGAUGAAGUUCUCAGCUGUAGCUCGUGAUGUAACAGUCUCAAAAGCACCUUCUUCAAUGUUACCAAAGAAGGUGAAUACCACAAUUAAAGACACAUUAGGGGCAAUUAGGGAGAGGAUCGGUCAUACUCAUCAUAGCCAACCAAAAGCGAUCAAAGGAAGCGACGAAAGCUUGUCCGAAAAGUUCGUUAACGUUGAAGUCGGGGAUCAAAGUAUAGCUAUGGAAGAUGAGCCAGAUACAGAUAGCAAUCUCACAGAUGACGACGAAGAGGGAAGCGAGUUGGAUAGCGAUGAUGAAAAUGACCCAUUCACUGAAUUCCUUUUCUCAGAACUUCAAGAAAUGAAAGAGAGGUGGCUUGAAGCUGAAAUGCGUUGCGCAGAAAUAGAAAUGGAGACACGAGAGGAGUGUCUAGAGCUCAUGCGUGAACAGCUUACACUUCAAGAGGUAGAAUUCGCGGAUAGACUUAGAGCUGAAUCUGAGCAAAGUGAGAUUAAUACCAAUCGUAAAAUCGAGCUUGUGAAUCAAUUACAUACCGCAAGUCAACGCAGAAGAGAUCAAGCUAGGUUUGACGUCUUAGGCGAAGAAGAAGAUGAGACCCUCAAUAAAAGCAUGAUUGAUAAAGAGAAUAUCAAUGAUAGUUUACUCAACACGCCUACGAUAAAUCGUGAUGGCAAGAAUACCAAUUAUGACGCUCACCAGCUAUACAGAUAACCAAUUGCUUUUUAUUUAGUCAUUAAUAUUCAUUUUUUUAACAAUUAAA
Wallemia mellicola CBS 633.66 is the source of this 2324-nucleotide messenger RNA. RefSeq names its product kinesin-domain-containing protein. NCBI's taxonomy places the organism in Eukaryota, Fungi, Basidiomycota, Wallemiomycetes, Wallemiales, Wallemiaceae. The coding region runs from base 443 to 2275 and encodes 610 amino acids. Gene Ontology annotation, biological process: microtubule-based movement. The record is from RefSeq and is a predicted model, not a curated record. Gene Ontology annotation, molecular function: ATP hydrolysis activity; microtubule motor activity; ATP binding. Gene Ontology annotation, cellular component: microtubule; nucleus; kinesin complex. The transcript is spliced from 5 exons.